AUGCUUAUUCUACUCACAUUACUUGGCAUUAUCUUUUCGGCAACAGUUAUUUUAACAAUAGUUUUACAUUGGAGAGCGCAUUGUCGAUCAGUUGUCAACCUUUUGAUCUGUAAUUCCUGCUUGACUCUCCUUUUUCUUGGAUUAACAGUCAUUUUUCAAGUAUCUCAUAUGAACAAGUACGAGGAAAAUACAAUUUUCUGCCGAUUUCGCGCUGCUCUUUACCUUAGUGCAUGUAUGUGUGCGUCUUUAUCAUACCUCAUUCAAGCAAUUUCACGUUACUUCAUAACGAUUCUCUACAAAUACAGAUUUCUCGCGACAUUCCGUACGAAUAUAAUCUUAAUUCUACUUAUCUGGGUAUACAGUUUCAUCUUACCAGCUCUGGUUUUUAUUUCACCGAGUGCUUAUCAGCAUGAGUCGGAAUCUCGAAUGUGUGUUCUAACAACUAAAUUGUUUUACACAUCAUUUCUUGUUGUUACUCUCGUAUUCAUUGUACCUAUCAGUAUCAUUAUUACUCUCUAUUUUGUCAUACUUCGUCAAUCAACAGGGCAAAGUCGCACGUAUUUCAGUCAACUCGCUACACCGCGAAUGAAACGAACUUUAAAAGUCUUUCGGAAUGUCAUGAUUUCAGUGAUUGUUCUUGCUAUUGGUGGCACACCCUACGUUUUCUGUGUUAUCAUGAACACAUUCAUCGAAAUACCCUGGCAAUUGUAUUCAACAGCAUUCUUAUUUAUAUCGCUUUCUGCCACAUUGAACUCAUUAGCACUUUUCUUCAUUAAUCGACAGAUUCGACUGUUGGUUUACAAAAACCUUCACUUUCAGCAGACUGAAUAUGAAGAUACAACUACAGACGACGACCAAGCCAUGCCACAAACGAUACGAAUGCCACCGACAAUCAUAUGA
Molecule: messenger RNA, 900 nt
Organism: Adineta ricciae
Lineage: Eukaryota; Metazoa; Rotifera; Eurotatoria; Adinetida; Adinetidae
Source: the annotation of a GenBank genome assembly